CUCACUUAUUUAUAUAGAUUUUAUUUCAGCUUUAAAUUCUGUCACAUUUGACAUUCUGUUGCAUUCAUUGUAAAUUGUAAUGUAAUGUAAAAAAAUUGUCGUAAUGUACACUAUUUACUACUAAUAAGACGUAAUCUGUGAAUUAUACUAAGAACAACUAAGAAUAACAUGAUUGGCAGCGAUAGGUCUUACAAGUCUUAUUUCGAAAAAUAUUUGAAAACAACUGUGACGUCAUUGAAUUUUGUAAUAUCGCUGAGGAAAGGAAUUAAUAGAAAAUUUCUUACAAAGUUUUAAAAUGGGUGGAUCAGUAAGUGCUGGUCGAGAUAACAAUGAGUUGAUAGACAAUUUAGUGAGUGGAAAUUACAUACGUUCUCGGGGGGUAGAAAAAGUGUUUCGAGCUUUGGAUCGAGGUGAUUACAUGACACCAGAGGCCAAACGGCAAGCUUACAAGGAUUUAGCUUGGCGCGAUGGCCUACUUCAUAUGUCAUCUCCAUGUAUCUACAGUGAGGUGAUGGAGGGAUUGGAGUUAAGACCUGGCCUCUCUUUCCUAAACAUUGGAUCAGGGACAGGAUACCUAAGCACCUUAGCUGGGCUUAUCUUAGGAACUUCUGGCAUCAAUCAUGGAGUAGAAAUUCAUCCCUCAACUGUGGAUUAUGCUACCAUUAAGCUACAACAAUUUAUUAAAAAAUCACCAAGUCUAGAUUACUUUGACUUUUGCGAACCUAAGUUUUUCAUUGGUAAUGGGCUGAAUUUAGCACCCUUGCAGAGUGGAUAUGAUCGUGUUUACUGUGGUGCUGGGUGCCCAGAGAAAUAUGUGAAUUAUAUCAGAUACUUGCUGAAGGUUGGUGGAAUACUCGUCGUUCCCAUUGAUGACACACUACAGCAAGUGAAGAGAGUCUCGGAAACAAAGUUUGUCAGUCACAGCUUAAUGAGUGUUUCCUUUGCAACGCUAAGAGCACCCACCGAUGAGGAUACAAAAGAACAUUUUAAAUUGGUCGAUAUAGAGCCUCCUCGGCUGGUGAUGUUGGCCCGGGCGCGUAUCCGUGAAGCUCUGCGAGACAGCGUGCUGGAGCGGAGACCCGAGCUGCGGGAGAAGGCGUGGCGCCGCCCCCCCAGACGCAACCAGGAACCGAGAAGAGUCAUAAUACCCAUCGAGUCCACGCCCGAAAAUGAAAACUUAAACGUCCUUCACGACUUGGACGCCGAGAGUGGAGCGAAUGAAAUGAACGCGCUCCUCAGUCUCGUGAUUAGUAUGGGAGAGGACAGAUUGGCCGGAGCCCUGCGUUUCGGCAGCGACAGAGGAACCGGGUACGUAUAUCGCCACGAUCGAGACUCACAUUCCUCGGACGACGACGACGACACGGACGGCUCCACCGAAACCGUCGAACCCACCACGGAGACUUACCAUCAGAGUAUAGGAAACGAAGACGACACCGGCACACGCUCGAAUCGAGAGUUAAAAGAAGAUUCCGAAGAUGCUACUCAUAAGACUGACGCAAAAGACGAGGCCGAAAAUAAAGAGAGCGAAGUUGAAAAUGUCGUAGACAGCAAUGAUGAAAUCAAAACCGAUCCUCAAAGCGAUAGUUCCUCCGUGGACGAUUCCAAAGCUAAGAAGAAGUGGCAUUGGGCUAGGCUGUCGAGGACGAUGGCCAAGCUGAAGAGGCUCGGCAAGAAACCAUUCAGGAACACGGGAAUGGCGAAAGCUUCGACGUCGAAAGUUGAAGAUGAGCAUAGAAAUGACUGCGAGGACAGCAGCAGCGACUCCAGCAGCAGCGAGUCUGACGAUGAUGAGAAGCCUGCCGGGACCGACGACACUUCCCGGAAGGCCGGGCCCUCGACUGACAUGGAGUGGCAGGAGCACCCCGCGGAGGAUAAUAACGGAGUGCACAAAAGCAAGGCUAAAAGGCAGAAGCUGGACAGCGGCAUCGGGGAGAACUCCGGCAGCGCCGAAGAGACCACACAGAGCGACAGCGGCUCGGACUCCGACAGCUGGGAAAGGCUGAACAUCUGUUACACCGGUCUCGCAGAUCGCGUCGACGAUUCGUCCGUGGAGGAAGACGAGGCGUCGGAGGAGAGGCGCGCCCGACGCAAGGCCUCGGAGGCUCGGCGCCGGGAGAUGGGGAUCACCGUGAAGCGGGCCGUGGCCGCUCUGCCGCUGCCCCAUCCGCUCAAGAUGUUCGUGAACUGGGGUCGCUCGUACCAAUUCUAGAGGCGGACCGACGUCUCAUUCGUUACGAUUUCAUACAGUGUCUUAAUACGAUGGCUCGAAAGCCGUUUUGAAGUUGUGUUAACUUUUGGAAUAGAAGUUAUGAAAAAAUUGUUAAACGAUGACUAGCAAUAGCGAAUAUAAAUUUAAUCAAAUGAUAAAAGCGUUAGCCGUUUUGUACAUCACAAACUCGUAAUAGGUUAGAUUUUCGUGUAGUUGUUAGGUGUGCGUGCGUAGGAUCGGAGGUCGAUCUUCGAUUGGCCUAUCGAACGUACGCCCGUGUAAAUAUAUCUCCGAAUAACAAAAACACUGCGCUAUUUGAAAAAUAGGCAAAUAUGUUAAAAGGCAAGAGAUGUUGAGACUUUAUAUUUUAAUUAAUACAGUGUUUUAUAUGCGUUUAUGAUAAUAUAUUGAUUAAAGACUGCGAGUGUAGGUGAAGCAACAUUUGAGUGCGAUUACAAUGUACGAUAAAUGUUCGAAUUCUAGUCGCUUUUACUUCUCGGUACCCGCGUUACAAAUAUUUGUGAUGUAUGAAUUAACCUAACCUUUUUCAAAUAUUCCUUUAAUUAUGUAAAAAAUAAGUAAUAAAUAGGUUGUUUUAAGUCGAUGUUGCUCAUUUAUGAUGUACUAUUGUAAUGUCUGAUAGAAUUCUGUUUUGCUUUUAUUUCGUCGAAGCAAAACAAAUGUUGUUCCUUAAACAAAAUGGAAGGUGGGCGAAAGUCAUUUGUUUUAUUCGCACUUUAAAUAUGUAUAACUUUGUUAAUGGUAUCUUUGUUUCAUCUCUUACUAAUAUUAAUUCUAUGUAAUCAGCGUUCUAAUAAAUAAUUAUUCUUAAAA
Pieris napi is the source of this 3043-nucleotide messenger RNA. RefSeq lists its product as uncharacterized. The record is from RefSeq and is a predicted model, not a curated record. Bases 296 to 2209 code for a protein of 637 amino acids. The transcript has 11 exons. Gene Ontology annotation, biological process: protein modification process. Gene Ontology annotation, molecular function: protein-L-isoaspartate (D-aspartate) O-methyltransferase activity. Gene Ontology annotation, cellular component: cytoplasm. Lineage: Eukaryota; Metazoa; Arthropoda; Insecta; Lepidoptera; Pieridae.